GAUCUUUAGGGUUAUUCCUCUGAAGGACUUCCCAUUCUGGUACCCUGGUCUUUCUUAGGAGCCAUCAGCUCAGGACCCAGGUAAGGACAAUGUCUCCUGCCAUUGCACUGGCAUUCCUGCCACUCGUGGUAACACUGCUGGUGAGAUACCGGCACCAUUUCCGACUGCUGGUACGUACAGUCCUGCUGAGAAGUUUUCGGGACUGCCUGUCGGGACUUCGAAUUGAGGAGCGGGCCUUCAGCUAUGUGCUUACCCAUGCCCUACCUGGAGAUCCUGGUCACAUCCUCACCACUCUAGACCACUGGAGCAGCUGCUGCGAGUACCUGAGCCACAUGGGCCCUGUCAAAGGUCAGAUUCUGAUGCGGCUCGUGGAAGAGAAGGCCCCUGCUUGUGUGCUGGAGCUGGGCACCUACUGCGGAUAUUCUACACUGCUUAUUGCGAGAGCCUUGCCCCCUGGGAGUCGCCUUCUCACUGUGGAGAGGGACUCACGUACAGCAGCAGUGGCUGAAAAAGUCAUCCGGCUGGCUGGCUUUGAUGAGCAAAUGGUGGAGCUCAUUGCAGGCAGCUCAGAGGAAGUGAUCCCACGCCUAAGAGCUCAGCACCAGCUGAAUCGGGCAGAUCUGGUGCUUCUGGCACAUCGACCUCGAUAUUACUUAAGAGAUCUGCAGCUACUGGAGGCCCAUGCUCUGCUCCCACAUGGUGCCACUGUAUUGGCUGACCAUGUGCUUUUUCCUGGUGCACCCCGCUUCCUACAAUACACCAAGAGCUGUGGUCGCUAUCGCUGCCGCCUCCACCACACCAGCCUCCCAGACUUCCCUGCCAUCAAGGAUGGCAUAGCCCAACUCACUUAUACUGGACCUGGCUGAGGUCCAGGACCUGGGAUAUUUACUAAUACAAUCCCAACCCCAUUCAAGCAGACCUCAGAAUAUCUCCUUUCCCUUUCUGUUUAGUAUCCAACACAUGCUAGGCUCAGGCUGGGGAGGCUUUCUUUUCAACUCUGUUCCCCUGCAACCUCCAUACUGAUCUGAAGUGUCAAAUUCUAUCAGCCUGCUUGGUCCCACAAGGUCCCCUCAUAGAACAUCAGGAACUGGAAGCAAGAGGCCUGAGCUGUCAACUUAAUUACUGACUGCUCCCUCCAAGAGUUCUUCCCUCCUCUGAGAUUCAGUUUACUCUUAACACCGAGACAGCUGGGUGACGGGGCUGGAGAGAGAGCACUACAGCUAAGAGCACUGCCUGCUGCCCCCUACCUAAAGGACGUGGGUUCAAUUUCCAGCUCUCACAUGGCACAGGCACACAUGUGAUAUACAUACAUACAGACAAAAAACUUUUAAGCAUAAAAAAAAAACACACAAAAAGACAUCUGGUUGGCAGAACCCCAGAGCCUCCCAGCUAUGAGACUCAGACAAGAUCAGAGGAAGCUGCAGACAAUGAGGCCCUGUAGGAACAUAUGGGUACAAGCUAGGCCAUAAGAAUUAUCAAUCACAGAAACCUGGGCUCUGAUCCUGGCCAACGUGGUCCAUUAGGUUUGUUUGAGAGCCCUUACAUAACCCCAUCCCAAUGUCCAAGAAAAAAUGCUGAACUCUGGGUCCCACCAACAAACAGGGAAUAGACACUGGGGAAAGAAUCAGUCCUGUGUCUUUAUUAAGGAGGGUUAGAAAGGGACCACACCUGGCAACCAAGGAGUGAGGUACCAGCCAGGAAGGUGGGAUGGGCUCAGGCUCUUGGGAUUCAAGGGAAGACUGGUGGCCUGGAAGGGCCCAAGGAGACCUCGUCCUGGCAGCAGCUGAGUAAGUGCCUAAGGGAAAGCUUUAGGCACUACAGCCACAGCUGCUUCUGCAGGCUGAAGAUUCAAAAUAGGCUGGGGUGGUCUGGAAUCACACUGAGGCCACCUUGGUUUGUCUACCUAGAUCAUCCACUGGUCCUGAUCCUGUUCGUUGCCUUCCAUGUCCACCUGAAGAGGAGGCUGGGUGUGGGUGGGGAGGGGCCUCAGCCAGCCUCAGCCCAGAUCCUGCCCCUGGGUACAGCCAGGGUUUCUAUAUGCCUUGGCCAUCAAUUAGAUCAGGGGCAGGAGCCUAGGAACAAAGGCACUCCCCUACACCCCGCCUACCUCAUUGACCUCUCCAUCAUCAGGGGACUCAUUAUAGUCAUUCAUCUCAUCCAUGUCCUGCAUGUCCUCAUCAUCUUCUGAGUCCUCUUCACUGUCCUCAUCAUCUUCAUCAUCCUCUUCUUCCUCGUCAUCGUAGUGCUGGUAGAGCAAAAAGACUCUGUAGGCCUCAGGGUUCCUGGACCAGGUCAGGAGCUGGCCUACCUGAGCCUCCUCCUUCCUAACCCUGCCCAUCUUGAGUCUGGCAAGCUGCUGCAUGACCUGAAGGACCUUAGUACUAAACACAAUGCCUCGCUCCUCAAGUUCCCACUUUUUCUGUCUACCCAGAUUGAAAACUGCAAUUGUUCUGAGCCAAAAGCAAGGUCAUUAAAGUAAAGCCUUGUUCUACUAGGCUUCACAUAGGCCCCACCCAAAGGAACUACUCACCUCUGAGGCAGGCUUGCCAAUAGGUACCAGGUUGUUGUCUUUCUCUGCGAUGCUUUGGAGCUGUGGGCAAAGGAGUAUGAGGAAAAGUAGAGCCAAGGCACAAGCAGAGAAGUCAGAUAGCUUACUCUACCCCUUAAGAGACUCCCAAAUGUUGAAACAAAGCUUCUUCCCCCCAGUUCUCAGAAAGAUGCCAUCUCCCUUUCUCCUGUCAUCUGCUCCUUAUAAAAUUGAUGGAC
This is a messenger RNA of Arvicanthis niloticus (Nile rat), 2766 nucleotides long. Lineage: Eukaryota; Metazoa; Chordata; Mammalia; Rodentia; Muridae. The record is from RefSeq and is a predicted model, not a curated record.